Molecule: messenger RNA, 1685 nt
Organism: Colletes gigas
Lineage: Eukaryota; Metazoa; Arthropoda; Insecta; Hymenoptera; Colletidae
Product: tyrosine decarboxylase-like
Exons: 2
Coding region: 1-1662 (553 amino acids)
Biological process (GO): amino acid metabolic process
Molecular function (GO): carboxy-lyase activity; pyridoxal phosphate binding
Source: RefSeq, a predicted model, not a curated record
AUGAACAUCGAUGAGUUUCAAGUACGCGGCAAGCAGAUGAUAGAGUACAUCUGCGAGUACCUUCGCACCCUGGAAGGGAAAAGGGUGACUGCGAACGUGGACCCCGGCUACCUGAGGCCCCUUCUGCCCAAGGAGGCGCCAGCGAAAGGGGAGGCAUGGGACGCCAUAAUGCGAGACGUCGAAUGCAAGAUAAUGCCCGGGAUCACUCACUGGCAACAUCCACGAUUCCACGCGUACUUUCCAGCGGGCAACUCGUUCCCCUCGAUCCUCGGGGACAUGUUGUCCGACGCGAUCGGCUGCAUAGGGUUUUCAUGGGCGGCCAGCCCUGCCUGCACGGAACUGGAAACGAUCGUUCUCGACUGGUACGCCAAAGCGAUAGACCUUCCGCCGGGGUUCCUGGCCGAGCACAAGACCUCGAAGGGCGGCGGAGUGAUACAAGGGUCUGCCUCCGAGUGUAUUCUGGUCACGAUGCUGGCGGCGCGCACCCAAGCGAUCCGAACCCUGAAGGAACAGGACCCGAACACCGAGGACUCGGCUUUUUUGCCGCGUUUGGUGGCCUACUGUUCCACGGAGGCUCACUCGUGCGUGGAAAAGGCAGCGAUGAUCGGCCUGGUGAAGCUUCGCGUCCUAGAGCCAGACGAGAAAGGCUCACUUCGCGGCAAACGGCUGGAGUCCGCGAUCCGCGAGGACGUGGCCAACGGUCUGGUGCCAUUCUUCGUCUCCACCACGUUCGGAACCACGGGAUCGUGCGCGUUCGACAAUCUGGUGGAGAUCGGUCCGGUGUGCAAGCUCUAUCCCAACGUCUGGCUGCACGUGGAUGGCGCUUACGCUGGAAACGCCUUCAUCUGCCCGGAAAUGAGGCCGCUGAUGGCCGGCAUCGAGCACGCGGACUCGUUCAACACGAAUCCGAACAAGUGGCUGUUGGUCAACUUCGAUUGUUCCUGCCUCUGGGUGCGCGAUCGGGUGAAGCUCACGUCGGCACUGGUCGUCGAUCCUUUGUAUUUGCAGCACGCCAGGUCGGGCGAGUCGAUUGACUAUCGACACUGGGGCAUCCCCUUGAGCAGACGUUUCAGGGCAUUGAAGCUGUGGUUCGUGAUGAGAUCGUACGGGAUCACCGGGCUGCAGAAGUACAUAAGGAACCACAUCAGGCUCGCCAGACGAUUCGAGACGCUGAUGAGGAAGGACAAAAGGUUCGAGAUCACGAACGACGUCAGGGUGGGUCUGGUUUGCUUCAGACUGAAGGAGAGCGACGAGAUCAAUCAGGAGCUGUUGGCGAACAUCAACGCGUCCGGUAGACUUCACAUGAUACCGGCCAGGGUGAUGGGCAAGUACAUACUGAGGUUUUGCGUGAUCAAGGAGAACGCCACCGACGACGACAUCGAUUACGCCGUGGACGUGAUCGAGGAACACGCGACGGAGGUGAUGCUGGCGCAUUACGAGGGCACAGAGGACGAGUUCCGGGCGAAGGGGCCGAAAAGUCCAGCAGCCUUGGACAAGAAGCUGGUGCGGAAGUUCAGCUUUACCAGAAGCGUCACCAGGGACGUUUACAAACGGUCCAUCUCGAAGUCGAGCCUCCACGACGGCGCGACGCCCAUCAUGGUCGUUGACGAUAACUCGCAGGUCGAGACCAUUGAGGAAGACGUUUUCUGCAACAGCAGGUAGACCGCGCCACAGCUCACGGUGCC